Molecule: messenger RNA, 3723 nt
Organism: Megalobrama amblycephala (Wuchang bream)
Lineage: Eukaryota; Metazoa; Chordata; Actinopteri; Cypriniformes; Xenocyprididae
Gene: dipk2aa
Product: divergent protein kinase domain 2Aa
Exons: 4
Coding region: 590-1882 (430 amino acids)
Source: RefSeq, a predicted model, not a curated record
UCCUGAGAUAGAGGGAGGAGUUACUACACAAUCACCUAGUAACCAGUAACGUAAACUGACCAGAAGGGUCGUAAAUACGAAACCCGAUCCGCGAAGUCGGAUCUUUUGUGCAGCUGCUUCAACGCUCGCAGACUGAACUUGUCUCGAGAUUGAGAAGACAACCCUUGCAAUUUUUGAAGGAAUAAAGAAAAGGGAAUAGGAAUGUGCACGCAACACAUGGACAACGUGGGAAAGCAUCGAUGCACGCGGCUGGUAUUAAGAGACAGGAGUUCAUAAUAAACAACGAACGCUUCCUCGAGCGAGUGGAAUAAAUCCGUAGUUUCACACAUUUUUAUUUGGUAGAGUGGAUUACUGAUGUUGCAGCUUAAUGCCGGAACUCAACAUAAAACCAGAAAGCCCUCCUGUAAAACAUGGUGAGAGGGGCUCUUGAAACCGAUGGGCUUACCAGGCAACAUUGCUGCCAGCAUAGACCACUCUAACUAAUGUGAAAGUGAUGGGGAUGAUAAUUAUAUUACACAUAGCAAUGAUGGAACACCCACAUUGACGAAGAUUAACUGCAUCUAUCUUCAGUGCGCUGCAGCCAAUCAGCAUGCUGCGGUCGCUCAAAUUUGGCCGCGUCUACCGAUGUGGCAAGUUCCUCUUCAUCGUAGCGCUUUUUGUUAUUCUGCUGAUGAACACUCACAACCUGUUCGCCUCGUUUCAGAGGAACGAGCUUACUGACCGCCGAUUCAUCGGCCUCAACAAGUGUCCGGCCUGCUUCGGCACUAGCUGGUGCCGCAAGUUCAUGAAUGGCCAGGUGACCUUCGAGAUGUGGGGUCGCCUGCGUUUCCUAGACUUUUUCAAUGUAAAGAACGUCUAUUUUGCUCAAUACGGAGAACCCAGGGAAGGAACGCGCAGGGUCGUGCUCAAGCGCCUGGGCUCCAACCAAGAGCUGGCAGAGAUCGAUCAGAAGAUCUGCAAACGAGCCACUGGAAGACCACGCUGUGAUCUCAUUCAGGGUAUGUACAAAACGGAGUUUGCCAGACUUAACGGGGACGUAAGACUGCUGACCCCAGAGGUGGUGGAGGGCUGGUCGGAUCUAGUGCACUGCCCCUCGCAGAGGCUUCUGGACAGAGUGGUCAGGAGGUAUGCAGAGACCAAGGACUCUGGAAGCUUCCUGCUGAAGAACCUUAAAGACACGGAGCGAAUGCAGCUGCUGAUGACGUUGGCAUUCAACCCUGAACCUCUUGUGCUGCAGAGUUUUCCUUCCGAUGAGGGCUGGCCGUUCGCCAAAUACCUGGGGGCCUGCGGCCGGAUGGUGGCGGUGAAUUACGUGGGCGAGGAGCUCUGGAGCUUCUACAAUGCACCAUGGGAGAAAAGAGUAGAUCUGGCCAAGCAGCUGAUGGACAUCGCCGAGCAGCUGACCAACAACGACUUUGACUUUGCCCUUUACCUCCUAGACGUCAGCUUCGACAACUUUGCAGUCGGGCCUCGUGACGGGAAAGUCAUCGUCGUCGAUGCAGAAAACGUCAUAGUGGCAGACAAAAGACUGAUAAAGCAGAAUAAACCAGAAAACUAUGACGUGUGGUAUGAGAGCCGCUACGAGGAAUGUGACAAAGAGGCCUGCCUCUCUUUCUCCAAGGACAUCCUCUGCUCGCGAGUCACCGUGGACCACAACUACUAUGCUGUCUGUCAGAACCUGCUCUCCAGAUUCGCCACCUGGCGUGGCACCACGGGCGGUCUCCUUCACGACCCCCCUGCUGACGUGGUCAAAGACGGGCGCCUCAUAGCCCUGCUGGAUGAGUGCACCAGGCCUCAGAAACGUUACGGCCGCUUCCAGGCAGCUAAAGAACUGCGGGAGUUCCUGACACAACUCUCAGAGCUGAGCAAUACUAACAGGUAGUGUCGAGUACAGGGGACGCUGCUGCUCCUGCAUUCUGUGGCCCCCCUCAAAAACAAAAAAAAAAGACUUCAGAAGUACUUUUACAAAUCUGCUGCCAGAUUCUGGAACACUUUCGUACACCUUCAAGGGAGUCGCUAUUUCGUUGCCGCUAUUAAUCAUGCCAACAUUGGUUCCAGUCCUGCCCAGGGCUAAUUAAGAAGUUUGCACAUGAACAUGGAUUAAAGGGUCGUGUGAAAAUCAGCAGACUAGAGGCUCAAACUGCUGUGAUCGCACUAGUUUGUGUGUGUGUGUGUCUGUGUGUGUGAUUGUGAGCUGAUGCUUCAGUGAACCCUCACUGCUAUUAUCGGUUCUGAUCAGCAUUCUAUAAUACGGUUUCUAUUUAAUUUAUAAAUUGGGUGCUGUAAGGGCACCGUGAGCAGCGGUUAUUACUGACGUGACACAGGGAGCUUUGUUUGUUUAGGUGAAUCUCAAAAAAAAAAAAAGUUCAGGUCAUGUUUUACCCGAGAAAAUAAAAAGAAGAAAUGAUUUUCAAUGUAACAUAUUCCUGUUUUGGCCAGAAACAUAAUUACAUUUUAGGAGAAAUUUGUUUUUGACAUAUUUCCCAAAAUUCUCAUUAUUGUAAUGCAAAAUUUUUUUGCUUUAUUUUUGUUAUUCAUGUUAAUCUCAUCAUGUUAAUACAGUAAAUUAAAAAAAAUUUAGUAUAAAAAAAAAUAUUUAAAGCAUCAUAAAUUUAAGGCAGUGUAAUACUACCAUGAUGUUUAAAUAUAUAUUUAAAUAUCAAAUUAAAGAUUUAAUCAAAAUAUGCUUUCUUAUUUGAUUUUUGGGUGAAAUAUCACCAGGACAUGUUCUUGACAGGCUUUGAGAUUCAUCCAUUUGUGUUUUCUCUAUAUUCGAUUAACCACCUGAUUUCUUUGCUACGGGAAACUUAGUGAAGUCUUAACUGAAUUUGAAAGUGUGCUUGGUCAAAUUAUCCAAGGGAAAUUUGAUCAAGUGUUUCCUGUUACAAUUAACCUUUUUGGUGAGGCGUUGAAGCUUUUUGUAAAAGUGGCAGUCGGUGUCAGUGAUGGUAGUUGGAUGACAUGAUUAAAAAAAUAACCUGAAAUCAAAAUAUAUAAAAAAAAAAAAAAGAAAAAAAAAAAAAAGGAUUUAAAACAACCGAGUAUGCAAGAAUAAAAAUACCAAAGAAUGUUGUCACCAUUGUGUGGUUCAUUUUGUUCUUUUAGCUUUGACCAAGAUUGUUCAAAAAGGGAAACCACAAUAAAACUUUUAUUUUUCAUGUUUCUGUCUUCAUAAACCUUUGUUAUUGUAGUUUUUUUUUUUUUUUACCUUUUUGGAUAGAUGCUGUUUAAUUUUUCAUAAGCUUAAAACAACUAUGGCAUACCGUUACAUUCACUUGCACUUGCACUUGCAUUGAGUUUACAGAGACAAGUUGCACUACAUUUUCAAAUCAUUUUUCCUCAUAGACCCUUUAAUGUUUGCCGUCAUCAAUAUUGUCCUUUAAAAUAUUUUUGUGGGUUUUUUUUUUUUCUUUUUUUUUUUUCUCCCUCCUACUCAUGUUACCCUUGUUUGUAAUAAGCAAUAUUGGGAGUUGAUUGUGUUUAAUGAACUAUUGCUUUAAAUAUUCCUCUCAUUACAUAUUGGUUUGAAGACAUUCCAAACUUUGAAAUCCGCUGUUUAUGUUUGUUGAGUUAUUUGUGCAUUUUCUGUAAGAAAAAUGUCUGCUUUCUGUACGUUUGUUUUGAGACUACGGAAAAGUCUGGUCGUACUGUGCCUUUCAUUCAAAAGUUGUAUUUUCGACUGGAUAAGAAAUUUAAAAGUAUAUUAAAGUUUAUCUAUACUUA